AAACGGAGCUGUGCAGAGAAGCAGACCUACAACAUCCGGGCAAUAGUCAGCUUGCGCAGAAACGGAAUGGCGGAGGUUGGUGAGAGGCCCCUGAAGAUAAGCGUGGAGGUUGUGGCCUAGAGGAGACUGGAUGAGGAACAGAGAUGGAGGCCAUCGGCAGGAGAAGCAGAAGUUUCAACAGGCCUUAGAGGAGUUGGAGGCAGACUUUCCCCCCCAUGAAGAUGGCAACGCAGUCCCACUCUGUUCGCUCAAGUUCAGCUGUGUCUGCAAACAUAAAAGCCAGUGAGCUUCCUUUAGAGGAGUUGCUGGCUCUGUACGGCUACACAGUUUCAGAUCCAGAGAAGAAGACCUGUCCCAUGGCUGCCAGCCUGCCAGACAUGACACUGGACAAGGAUCAGAUAACUGAGGAUCUCUUUGCCGGGGAGGAGGAAGAAGAAUCAUCAGCCGAUGAUCUCACCCCCUCGGUCACCUCAAACGCCUCAGAUCUGCUCUGCCGCCUCCAAGGUGGAGACAAAGACAAAUUAGUCAGCUCAUCAGAUGAAGACUCUGACGAUGCCUCUAUUCCCUCUAAUGAAGAGCACAAGGAGAUCAUGGUGGGCUCUAUGUACCAAGCAAAAAUCCCUCCACUUUGUCCAUAUGCUUACCAGGACAGAGCCUACAGCAGUGAGGACCAGUUGCUGUGGAGGCCAGAUGUUCUACCCAUGCAGGAAGUGGAGGAGUUCUUGUUGUAUGCACAGAGAUCGCGUGGCCAGGAGGGGGCAGCAUGCUUACGAACACAAGGAGACACUGUCCAAGACAAUGAACAGGCCCUGUAUGAACUAGUGAAAUGCAACUUUAAUGCAGAAGAAGCACUUAGACGGUUGAACUUCAAUGUGAAAGUGUUAAGUGAAGAGCUUUGUGCCUGGAGCGAGGAGGAGUGUAGGAGCUUUGAGCAGGGUUAUCGAGUUUACGGGAAAAACUUCCAUCUCAUUCAGGCCAAUAAGGUACGAACACGCUCUGUUGGGGAGUGUGUGGAGUAUUACUACAUGUGGAAGAAGUCGGAUCGUCACGAGUACUUUACCCAACAGGCCACCAGGCUCAGCCGCAGGAGGUACAACCUGCAAUCAGGGAGCAUGGAGGAUGGAGAGCAGGACGGGGAGGUUGGGGAGCUUGAGGGCAGCAACAAUUCUGCUGGCUUGUUGUCUCACAGCUCUGCCAGGCAGCUUGAGUCCCCAUUACCGCCUCAGUCGAACCUGGACAUGGACAAACAAGGAGGAGGGCCGUCCCCGGCGAAGACGGACUCCCCGCUUUCUAUUAAAGCCAUGAACUCGGUCCAGACAGGCCACAGAAAGCAGGCUGGGCCUGCAGGUAAAGAAGAUGGUGAGCUGAUGAUGGGGCUGUCAGACCUGUGUGGAGACGAAUGUCCACAGCAGCUGUUGGCCUGUCCCUUCUCUCUCCCGCCCAUGGAUCCCCUGCGGCACCCUGGCUCAGGCACUUGUUGUCCCUCAGCUCCAAAUCAGCUUCUGUCCCAGCCCUCCCCUCAGAACUCCCCGUGGUCCUGCGGGAGUCCUCUGUCCUGCCACGCUGACCCUCACCUCCAGGGCUCAUGUUUCUACCAGCUUCACAUGCGGGGUGGACCUUUUGUUUCUGAUGGUCUUGACUGUGGUGAAGAAGGAGGUGUGAAUGUCUCCCCAUUUGGGAUGCAGCUGGAAUUUGGCCUGCCGUCUGUCUCCCAUCCCUCACCUGCUGUCCUCCCAUCACACUUCCAGGCAUUUGGCAGCCUGUUGCACCCUUCUCCUGUCCAGCAUCCCCGCUCUCUCACACAGUGACUGCUCAUGGGAAAAUGUAAUCUGUGGGGUGCCUUGUAUCGGGAUUUUGAAAAGUCAAGGACAUGAAGUGCAUUUACCUAACUUUGUGAAAAAGGAUGGACCUAGAACCUGUGUUGAGGGAUUACAUGUUUGUCUGAACCCCUUCUUUUAAACUGAGACACUUGAACCUCCUCUCCGUUGUUAAAUAAAAUGUUGAAUCUUUGCCAAAACAGUGCAAUUAACCAGCAGUAAUUUAUACAUUUCUGUGAAUUCUAGGUGAGUGCAGGUGGUAAAAGCUGCAGUGACCAUUCAAACAAUCCAGAAGCAUCAUGGUUAUGAUCAAGGACUGAUGAUGUUCACCACUGUUUCUUUUUUUUCUUUUUUUUUUUUUAUCUUAAUGUAAAUGUUAAACUGCUGUUUUGUUUCUUCAAAAUCCUUCCAGCAAGAGCCAGUGAUCAUUUUCUUUAUGUUUGUUCUUGUCAUUGCUCAGAUGUUUUCCCUCUGCAGCUCUUUGAGGUCACCCCAUGGAGAGUAAAAUGGGGACUUGUUUGAAUACACAGUGUAAAGAAAAGGAUUGGUUUUAAACAAUAGAAUUGUUUAUUAUGAUUAAAUGACCGCUAUACAGUCUGGUUAUUUCCCUUUCAGACCUUCAUGUUUUAUUCACUUCAAUUUUUUUUUUACUCCACCUGUUUGGCAUUUUUUUUUUUUCACCAUUUUUUUGAUAAAUGAAGAGCAGAAAUGUAAAUCCUCAUCUAUGUCUAAGAUUUGAACAUUGUUGUUUUAACUUUUGCUUCUUGUUUGCUUCUUAUUUGAUGAUUAACAGGUACAGGCACAACACUUAGUAAACAUAUUUCAUCACUGUAACUAUAAUUUAAUGAUUUAUUAACGAUAAGAGCCCACACAUACAGCAACUGUGAUAAUCUCUAAAUCCAUUAAAUGAUUAGUCAGUCUUUCCGCUAUGAACAGGUGACUUACAAACAGAUCAGAUAGAAAAACUAUGAUUUACAUUUAAGGGAUUAGGACACAGCUAAUUGUUGAAUAAAAUCAUGUGUAAGAUCAUCUUAUUGAAUUUGGCAUUACAUUGAUGGGGUUUAUAUUGUCAGAGCUUUAGAAUUCGACAAACCCACAUUUCAACAUGGAAUAAACAAAUAUAUCCUUUUCUACUCGAAUGUCUCCUUAACUAUGCCGAUUCAACACUUAUACGGAACAAUGUCACAUAUUUAUUGGUAUGCAAUACAUUUCUAAUAGAGUUGAUUGUUCAAAUAUAAAGAACUGCAUUGUGAAGGCCCAGGUUUCUUUCAAUCAAUUUCCGCUUUCAGACUGUCAUGAAGUUUUUUUUUAGAAUAACAAAUUUUGUGUAUCAAGUCGUAAAAACAUAUGUAUUUUCUUAUGCAUGUCGGUUAUGUGUAAGUCACAGGAAUAGUUUCAAGGAAGGAAAAGAUGUAGCCUCACCUUCCCUUCAUCUGUGUUACCAAUAUUUCUUGUUUCUGUCUGUAAAUGUGGAGCUCUUUCUGUGAUUCCUGUUCAAAGCAAAGCCGGGUGCAGUUCAAUGUUCGUUUUGUCUUGGAUUGUUUACAUGGGAGGGGUUCAGAACAAGACCAUGAAGGCAGGAAACAGCACUGAAUCACUGCCAACUCUUUAUGUUUCCUUUUCCUUUAGCAAUUUAUGUAUUAUACAGCUUCUGUUAUGUUUGUUUAUAAUUAUUAUAUUUUGUAAAAAAUAAAUAAAAUGAUUAUGUUUAAAAAGUAAAA
Messenger RNA from Labrus bergylta (ballan wrasse), 3538 nucleotides. NCBI's taxonomy places the organism in Eukaryota, Metazoa, Chordata, Actinopteri, Labriformes, Labridae. The record is from RefSeq and is a predicted model, not a curated record.